AAAUUAUCUCAGUAACCAACGUAAAGCCCCAGCACCGGGUUACAGCAGGUGCCAUGAUCGGGACGCAGUGCACGAUGUUCGUCGCGUGGUCGUCACUACUCGCGGCGAUGGCGACGACACUCGGUACCGGCGAGUUCCGGUUCACCGUGUUGCACACCAACGACUUGCACUCCCAUUAUGACGAGACUUGCGGCGGCGGCGGCGGUCCGUGCGUCGGUGGUUUUGCCCGGCUGCGCGGCGCCCUGGACGCCGAACGGGCCGAGGCGGCCGCGGACGGACGGCCGGCCAUCUACUUGCACGCCGGCGACACGUUCCAGGGCACGCGGUUCUACAGCGAGCUCCGCUGGGAACCGGCCGCCGAUUUCAUGGGCGAUCUCGGCGCGGACGCCAUGUGCUUGGGAAAUCACGAGUUUGAGGACGGCCCAGAAGGGUUGGCACCGUUUUUGAAGUCGAAAAACAUCAGUUCCAUACCAAUGGUGUGUGCAAACAUUCGCACCGAAGGCGAACCGAGUCUGGCCAACAUCCGUCCAUCCACGGUAUUAACAGUCGGCGGCCGUACCGUAGGCGUGAUUGGUUAUCUGACACCCGACACCGAGGUUGAAAAUAUAUUGGGUAAAAUCAAAUUGACCGACGAACUGCAGAGUAUAAGAGCCGAGGUGACCAAGUUGAAAGGUUCCGGGGUAGAGUUCAUCAUAGCACUUGGUCAUUCGGGUCUCGAGAUGGACCGGAGAGUGGCCAGAGAAGUGGACGGCGUGGACGCAGUGGUUGGAGGACAUUCGCACUCGUAUCUGUUCAGCGGUAAGCCGCAGGAUACCGAGAUCCCGGUUGGACCGUAUCCAAUUAUGGAGAACAGAAGCGAAUGCAUCGUGCCUGUGGUGCAAGCGUACGCGUACGCUAAAUAUUUGGGAAAAUUAGUUUUGACUUUUAACAGUGAUAAGCGUUUGAUAAGUGCUGCCGGUGGACCGAUUUUAUUGGACCAAUCUAUUCCUCCGGAUGCGAAUACUUUGAAAAAAGUGGAAUAUUAUAAGAGUUUGUUGGCCAAAAAACAAGUACACGAAAUCGUAGGGAAAACAAAGGUAUUUUUAGAUGGUAACUGUAGGUGUUCGGAGACAAAUCUGUGCGACAUGAUUCCUGAUUCUUUUAUACGUUUUAAUGUCAACCAUUUAUUGAAAAACAACGUGACCUUAAUCGGUUGGACCGACGCUGCGAUAGCAAUAACUACUAGUAGCAGUAUUCAAAGUUCAAUAAAUGCUUCUGAAACUCAAGGAGAUUUUUACAGGUUCGAUGUUGAACGGACAUUACCUUACAAAACCCCUUUGUUCAAAGUGAUCAUAACUGGAAGAACGAUAAUAAAAGCACUGGAGCACAGUGCUAGCAGUCACGAUUAUAAAAAUUGUGCCCGUCCAGAACACAACAUAUACGGAAAUUUCAUUCAUAUGUCAGGGAUGCAUGUCACUUACAACAUGAAAAUGGGCCCGGGCUCACGAGUGCAGUCCGUGGACGUGCGAUGCGCGGAAUGCAAAGUACCGAUGUACGAGCCAAUCGAUCCGGACAAACAGUAUUCAGUGUUACUGUCAAAAUACAUAGCUGGCGGCGGCGACCAGUUCAAAAUGAUCCAAGAAGGAAUAAUCAAAUCGACCGAUCUCGGUAUUACAGAAUUGGAAGCCUUCUUGGACUAUGUUAAAGAAAUAAGACCAAUUUACGCUGGAAUUGAGAACAGAGUAAAAAUAUUGAAAUAAACACUCAUCAAAAGAUGUUCGUUCGAACUUGACUGUAAACAAUACGGUGUAUGGGGGGAGGAUAUCUAUUAUUCAAUUUUUUGGCCGUUUGAAUUAAUAUAUUAAUAAAUGCGAUAUGAUUCGAUGUACAAUAUUUGCAUUCAUACACACACACAACUUAACCAUACAAAUAUUAAACGUACUAUUGUCGUUGCA
Messenger RNA from Sipha flava (yellow sugarcane aphid), 1934 nucleotides. Its product is annotated as protein 5NUC-like. The coding region runs from base 54 to 1739 and encodes 561 amino acids. Gene Ontology annotation, biological process: AMP catabolic process. The record is from RefSeq and is a predicted model, not a curated record. Lineage: Eukaryota; Metazoa; Arthropoda; Insecta; Hemiptera; Aphididae. Gene Ontology annotation, cellular component: plasma membrane. The transcript has 9 exons. Gene Ontology annotation, molecular function: 5'-nucleotidase activity.